Penicillium waksmanii is the source of this 2124-nucleotide messenger RNA. Its product is annotated as phosphate-sensing transcription factor PHO4. Gene Ontology annotation, molecular function: protein dimerization activity. Bases 1 to 2124 code for a protein of 707 amino acids. The transcript is spliced from 3 exons. The record is from RefSeq and is a predicted model, not a curated record. Lineage: Eukaryota; Fungi; Ascomycota; Eurotiomycetes; Eurotiales; Aspergillaceae.
AUGGAGCAGCAACCCGCCAUGUCUUGGCCUGAACAGUUGCAGGAAAAUCCCCUCAUUGCCCCGCCAGGAGACGAUGAGUUCUCCAAUUUCCUGGAGUUCAAUAUGCACUUCCCCGAUCUUGAGGGGCACGGGCCAGGACCAGGACCAGCACAGGAACACUCACAUUCUCAGUUGCAGCAGCAACAUGUCCUUGUCCCUCCCACCACCACCGCUCCCGAGAUGACCUCCGACCCACGAUCGCAUCCAUUUACAACAAUGGAAGGACUGGCUAUGGAUUUCACCGGCCAUCCCGCCAUGUCGCAGCCGCAGCAGUCACAGUCGCACGCACACCCCGGCCCGAUUCCUUACUCGACCCCCAGCAUGACCCCGGGAUUCUGUGCCCAGGAUGCCUCACACUCUUCGGCAAAUCACUCCUAUAUGCAGGGACAACAAGGCAUCCCUCCGACCCCCAACAGCAUGGAGUUACACGGCAAUGCCGCCCGGUACUCCCAUCAGGACGACCAUUCGGAUAUGUACGAUCGUUACUCGCGUAUCAAUGAGGAACAGGCACUUUACACCCCGCUAGUAUCUCCCGCGAUGACUCCGCUGGAGAACCAAUUCCGCCUGCCCGAAUAUACGAUACCCGGAGAAUACUUCACUCCCCUCACCUCACCUGCUCUCGAGGCACAAAAUUCCAGCAGUUCUAAUAAUGCCUACGCAUACCAUGCUCGCCAGGUAUCAGACGUGGGAUUUGUCCCGUCAAGCGCCGAAGUCAACUUCCUCCCGGGAACCUCUAUGCCACCAUCCCCUAGUAUCAUCCGCAAGACCAACCGCCGGCGGGGGUCGACAGCUGCUUCCUCGCGGAUUCCUGGUGGUAGGAGUAAGGUCAAACAAUCGCCUUCACUCCGUGCACAGAAUCAGCGCACCAAGGGGAAGUCGACACCAACCUCGGAGGAGUUCUACAACAGCCUGACACAUGAAUUGGCCAAGCCGCAAAAUCACGAUGUGCGCUCUCUACAAGUAAGCAGCACUGAAGGUUCGGGUCAGGAUUCCGUUUCGCCAGAGCCCUUGUCCGAACCUCUGAUGCCCCCACCAGCUCUGCCAGCGCCUCGAAUAUCCCCUGUUAUCACAGCGGAACCACCCCAGUCUCCCGGAACCGCUGCCACUCCAGCAACCUUGAUGCGCAUUCAACGCUCGCAGCAUGCUCUAGAAUCCUCGGGACAGUUCGGCGGAGCGCAAUUGGAAAGCCAUGACGAACUCAUGGAGGAUAUUUCUCUUCCGGAGGCUGCCGCGCCGGCCUUGCAGCCACGCCCUCAGGUCAACCGCAUCGACACGAGUAUCCGCACGAAUGCACCCAGCCCGGCAAUCUCUGCCAAUUUGACCCCUUCCUUGGAUCCCCGGUCUGCCGCAACAGACCGAACGGGAUCUAUUACUCUGAGUCCACGUACCAUGGCCAUGCCAUCCCCCAGUGGUCCAGUACCGAAACGCUCAGACCCAUCCCGAUCGUCGAUCUCCAGUCGGAAACGCCCCAGCGUGAGCUCCACACAGGCAAGCCCUCAAUUGCGGCCGAAGAUUAGUCCCAGCAUCCAGCCGAUGAUGCGUGGUAGCGAGAGUCUGACACAAGACGCAAUUUACCUGGCUUCCAAGUCAAAUUACCAGCACAUUUUAGACGGAACAUUGCCAUCUGGCGUCUCAUACCCAGAAACACUCGCAGAGAACUUGAGCUCCAAGCGCACGAACCACAAACUAGCAGAACAGGGGCGUCGAAACCGAAUCAACAAUGCUUUAAAGGAAAUCGAGGCAUUAAUUCCACCCGAAUUCGUCCAAGCCAAACAGGCCAAAGAGGCUGAUUUAACUGGCAUCAAGCCUAGUGACAAGGAGAAGGAAAAGCCUGCCAAUCAAGCCAUCAGCAAAGCCAGCGCCGUGGAAAUGGCCAUUGAUUAUAUCAAGGCUUUGAAACUUACCCUUGAGCAAACCACCACGAAGCUGGUUGCGGCCGAAGCAAGGUUGGCUAGCAGUGCUUCUCCCGUCAAUGGUAAUUGCAAUGCCAAUGAGAUCUCUUCGGAUGGUACUACCACCCCGGUAGGCAAGUCAACGAAUGUUGCUGGUUCAGUCUCGGAAACGAAUGGUUCUUUGUCAACCUGA